AUGUCAAAUGGCUCUUACAGUGCUAUAGACUUGACUUUUUGUAGUCCAAACAUUUACGAUAACAUCGAAUACACAACUUCAACCGAGUUAUAUAACAGCGAUCAUUUUCCCAUAUUCGUAGAGUUUAUCGAUAACAAUACUGGUAUCCCCAUAGCCCAACCUACGUGGAAAUUUAAAAAAGCGGACUGGAUACUAUACCAAGAGGAAGUAAAUCAAAAUCUACCUUCAUUAAAAGCCCCUAAUUCCACAAAUUCAGCAGGAAAAUCGAUACCGAAAACAUCAAAUGCUAUAGUAAAGAACAACCUCCCAUGGUGGAAUAAUGAAUGCCACGAAGCAAUUAAAGAGAAGAAAUACGCUUUUAAUGUGUACAAGAAACAUAAAACUGACAUAAACUUAAUAGAAUUUAAGCGGGUAAGGGCCAAAGCUAGAAAAGUCCUUAAACAAGCGAAGAAGGAUGCAUGGAUCAAUUACAUUUCAUCUUUAACAAAGAACACUCCAUGUGACAAAAUGUGGAAUAAAUUGAAGAAAAUAAAUGGCCAGAAGGUAAACUCUCAAAUUACUGCAAUCAAAGGCAUUGACAACUCUAUUAUUACAGACUCCAUAGAAAUGGCCAACCUAUUAGCCACUACAUUCGCAAAAAAUUCAAACUUAUACAACUGUAUAUGGCUGAAUGGUGUCUUCCCCGACAAAUGGCAAGAAGCAAUAGUGGUCCCCAUACUAAAACCUGGGAAAAAUAAACUGCAAGUCGACAGUUACAGACCUAUUGCCCUAACAUGUUGUCUAUGCAAGCUGUUAGAAAAGAUAUUAUGUAAAAGAUUACGAUGGUAUCUAGUAGUUAAUAACCUACUAGAAAGAAAUCAAAACGGGUUCAGACAACACUGCUCGACAAUCGACAGCCUCACAAUGUUAGAUACCAAUAUCUGUGAAGCUUUUCUUAAAAAACGGCACCUAGUAGCUAUAUGUUUAGAUAUUGAAAAGGCGUAUGACAUGGUUUGGAGGCAUAGAAUUAUCCAACAGUUACAAAAAUGGAACAUUAAUGAUCCAUAUACGUCCGUGUCAACGGAAAUUUAUCCAAAAAAACGGAAAUCCGAAACGGGGUACCCCAGGGAUCUGUACUAA
This is a messenger RNA of Megachile rotundata (alfalfa leafcutting bee), 1119 nucleotides long. RefSeq lists its product as uncharacterized. NCBI's taxonomy places the organism in Eukaryota, Metazoa, Arthropoda, Insecta, Hymenoptera, Megachilidae. Gene Ontology annotation, molecular function: RNA-DNA hybrid ribonuclease activity; nucleic acid binding. The record is from RefSeq and is a predicted model, not a curated record.